AUGACCGGUGGGUUCGGUCUCCCUCCGAUUGGGGCAGCCAUGGAUCAGAGUAGGUGGACGAUGGAAUCGUUCUCGAGCUCGCGGAUGGUGGACGGUGUCACGGCGAACUACAACAAGGUACUCAGGUUCCUACUCUACCUCCCCAGGGCCGGCGCCGAUGGUGUGGCGGUCUUCAGUGGGGGGGGCAUGGAGGACCACCUGUUGCAGUUCGACCUAGAGAAGGUGCUCAGGAUGUCAUCUGCCGCAUCGAAUCCUUUUGUUUCCACUAGCAAACCCAUGAACCUAAAGAGGAAUUCUAGUGAUAUUCGGUGCAAGUAUGGAGUCAUUCACAACUACAUGCUGGGCUGCUAA
Messenger RNA from Miscanthus lutarioriparius, 351 nucleotides. The record is from the annotation of a GenBank genome assembly. Lineage: Eukaryota; Viridiplantae; Streptophyta; Magnoliopsida; Poales; Poaceae.